Molecule: messenger RNA, 2061 nt
Organism: Bacidia gigantensis
Lineage: Eukaryota; Fungi; Ascomycota; Lecanoromycetes; Lecanorales; Ramalinaceae
Exons: 2
Coding region: 1-2061 (686 amino acids)
Source: RefSeq, a predicted model, not a curated record
AUGGGGAAUUUUGGUUCACCGAGAAAGCAUUUGGCCACUGUGGCUUGGCUGACCUUAGCAACGAUAUGCUCUCUGCUUGGUGGCCCAUUGGUAGCCGGGGUUUGGAUGGAUAAUAUUGAUGGGUCCUAUCGUGACUUGAACGAUUUAGAGUUUCACGAGGCGAAAUAUCCAUGGGACAUGCUAUCGAUAGGCUUAAGCCUUCCCAGUAGUUGGGCCUUGGUGAUCUUUUCAAGAUACGGAUCCCGUUCUAAUGAUCAGGGGCGGUUCGCACAGCAGGUAGCACAGGAGGCCAAGCGACGUUGCGCCAAUCUCCAUCUUGAUCUACAGGACAUCUCUAGUCAGCUUCUACAGCUCCCCAACCUUGAUCGGUUGCCUCAUCUGCAAAAUAGAUUGCGCGGGUAUGUUUUCGACGAUCAACAACAACACACUUCUCAACAGGAGCCAUUACCAGCCCCAAUUGGCGAGGAGAGUCUACCUGAAGCUCAUUCACCUUCCCAACACCCUCCUCGACAAGGACCAAUAGAAGCCUCGGUUGGCCAGAAGACCUUACAUGAAGCUCAUCCACCUGCUACUCACAUUGGGAGCGCGCCAAUUCUACCCUCACGGGUGUCAUCGACACAGAACGCUCAUCUGGCGUGUGAUCUGGAUCAGGAUGCCAGUUGGUUUCCAUCAAGCUUCGGUCAAGUACCGAGGCCGGACAAAGCAAAGGGAAAGGAAGUUCUACGAAGGCAUCCAUAUACCGAUUCUGAAGACCACCUUGACUCCGAUGAAGAUGUAAAUCGAGCGUCUAGUGCAUCUGCGCGGCGUCGCUUUCAAACUCCUUCAUUUGACGACCCUGAACCCGUCAGCGAGGAUCCUCGUCUUGAAUCCCAUAGGCCUUGCAGAGAUGAAGCUACAGGCCAGACUUUGGGCAGCCCUGAUAAGAAUCAUGACGAAGAAAAGGAACAUGAUACGAUUCUGUCUCAUCUUGCGGACCAAUCUAGGUCCAUUGAAAGCACUCACGUUUCGCAAUCUUCACACCGCCAAAAAAAGACUAAAGGUGAUCCUACGUCACCGAUAAACCAGAUUGCCCCUCCGAAACUAGAUCAUACAUCCCUUCAAUUGGGUGAAGAUAAUCCGUGGGCUGCUGAGCCGAGUUCGCCUGUUAUCUCAAAGUGGAUGCGUUCUCCACCUGAACCCACUGAACACAAGCCUCCUAGUCGAGCAUUCACUCCAUUGCAGCCGGAACUGCUACAGGGGGGUCCAUCACAAGGGCAGGCAUGUGCAUCUGAGGGGUCUCGACAAAGCCUACCGGAAGCAGCUGGUCACGGUGCAGAGGAGCAUCACCAGCCUCAAAACCCUGCUAAUCGAGAUGAAAUAUAUACGCCAGCGGCCAAACCUAUGGAGCGACAAAAAGUCAGCGGAGACGCAGACAGAGCAGAGAAUGGACCCUCGACCCUCUCGAAUUCUCAGACCGGCGAUGAAGAUGAGGUAGCUCGUGGUACAACAGCAGAAGCAUUUCCAGGCUCAAACGCUAAGUCUAAUACAAGUCAUGAUGCCGAAGCUACUCACCAGACUAUACCACCAGAACCGUCUCUCCCUGCAGCAACUCCCCAGUACUUGGCCGCUGAGUCCAUCACCGUUAGUAAUGCUGAAGCUUCCCACCACACCACACCUACUGAACCCUCUCAAUCUCUCAAGUACUCAGCCCUGGCUAUCUUGCGCAAAGAGUUCGAGGCCGUGGAUCUCAGACACAAAAAAAUACAUGAAGACCCUCCAUCGUACAUGAACAUCAUAGCCGAAUGGUUCAAACUAGAAGAUUCUUGUGUCAAGAACUCACGCACCCACACAUGGAUCCAAUUCGUGUACGAUGACGAGCAAUUCCACGAGAUGAAUCGUCUCAAAGUAUGGCUGCGCAAUAGGAAACAUUAUGACUUCGAGGACGACCCUGAGACGAAGCAAUCCGAACACAAGUUCCCGCCGAAUUAUAAGGGGGCGUAUGGGAAGAGUAUUCACGAGAUUCGCGUGAGGGUCAGGAAGGAUUUGCAACCUAGGUGGGACAACAAUACGAAGAUGAUUUGA